This is a messenger RNA of Brassica rapa (field mustard), 2278 nucleotides long. Its product is annotated as probable FBD-associated F-box protein At1g32375. Gene Ontology annotation, molecular function: protein binding. NCBI's taxonomy places the organism in Eukaryota, Viridiplantae, Streptophyta, Magnoliopsida, Brassicales, Brassicaceae. The record is from RefSeq and is a predicted model, not a curated record.
CGUUUCGUUUUUCGAAUGUUUUUCAGGCGAUAGGUUCUGUCCGGAAGCUAGCUCUUAAUUAUGGACAGGAUAAGUCAGUUGCCCGAUGAGCUUCUACUGAAAAUAUUGGCAAUGCUUCCUACCAUGAAAGAUGUUGUGGACACUAUGCUUUUGUCAAAGCGAUGGCAGUUACUUUGGAUGAUGGUUCCAAGAAUCAAAUACAAAGAUACCUAUAAGAACCCCAAGUACGGAAGCUUUUCUCUGUUUGUAGACAGAUCUUUCUUUAGGCACGAGGCUCCAGUUAUAGAAGCUUUGCAUUUCAAACUUGGUAGUAUUUGUGGUAGUGAAGAUAUUCAAGCGUGGAUGAGAUCUGCUGAUAAACGUUGUGUGCGUGAGCUGACUAUCAAGAUUUAUACUGAUACUGAUUCAGUCUUACUUCCUUGGAGCUUGUAUAGAGGGGGAUGUAGCAUGCUUGUGACCUUGAAUAUACGCAAUGCAGUUCUUGUGGAUGAUCUUGAGCAACCAAUUUCUUUCCCAUUCCUCAGAACGUUGAGUCUUGAGUCCAUGAAGUAUCCAAGUGGUGAAUUUGUGAAGAAGCUUUUAUCCAACUGCCAUGUCCUUGAAAACUUGGUUGUGGAACAAUGUGAAGCUGACAAUGCUACCAUUUUCACUGUUAUCGUGCCUUCUUUAAAGAGUUUAGUCUUGAAAACAUUAGAAAACAAACUUGGAAACGAUGCUCAUGGGUUUGUGAUAGAUGCUCCUUCUUUGGAAAAUUUCGACAUUUUUCAUUUUAGUGGGUUUUGUACCUUUGAGAGCAAUAUGAGUAAGAUUGUGGAGGCAAAACUUGUCCUUAAUACUUGGAAGUUAUGGAAGAAGUUGGGUUCUAUUGCUUCGUUCAAGCGCCUUUAUCUGUGCCUACCAUCCUUAAACGAUAUGUAUCCUGCCGGUAGUGUCUUCUCCAGUCUUGUGCAUUUGAAGAUAUGCACAUGUGAGACAGAAUGGGUGAAUGUACUUAUGUGUGUGCUCAAAGAUUCUCCUAGUCUACGAGCUCUCAAACUUCACCAGUGUCAUUUCCUUCGAUCUAAGGAGCCGCGCCCAUGCUGGAACCCGGCAUGGAAUGAACCGAGUUCAGUUCCUGAAUGUUUGUUAUCAAGUAUUGAAACUUUCGAAUGGGUAAAAUACGAAGGAGCAGAAGAAGAGAAAGAAGUAGUAGCAUUUGUUUUUAGAAGCGCAAAGUGUUUAAAGAAGGCAACCAUUAAUUUCCACAGUAAAACCAAUGACACUGACAAGAAACUUGAGGUGAUCAAGGAGUUGUUCUCGUCGUCGAGGCGUUCGCCAGCCUGUCAGCUUGAGUUCCGCUGAAUUUAUGAGUAUGCGUCAGUGUGUGGGUUAGCUUCCAGAUCUGAAUCUUAGAAAUAAAGUACAACUUGUUAUGUUUUUAUUUGCUACAUUUAUAGCUCAUUCAAUUUGAAACUGUUUGGUUCAGAGUUACCUUCUGCGGCAAAUGAAUUGUUAGAUUUUUUUACAAAAAAUUUAUUUUUGUUCUUUCUCAAAAAUAAGAUGAAUCUAGUAGUUAGGUCAAGAGGCCAAAUGCUGAAGUAAGAUUAAUAAGCGUAUUUGCCAAAAUUUUAUACUAUGAAGUUGUAUCAUACCGUAUUAUAUAUUUAGAUUCUUUGGCGUACAUGCGUUAAAUAAAAUCUCCAUAAAUUUAAAAUUUUCAAUUUUUAAUAGUUUAGACAUUUAUUAUCAUUGUUUGGCCUGAGCAAUAUCACUGUUGUGCAAUUUGUUCACUCACCAAGUUCAGCUAUGGCAUUUUUUUUUUUUGUAACAACAGUUUAGCUAUGGCAUUAUAUAUGAGAAAAAUGAUAACCAGAACUAAUUAAACAUCAGGAUUCAAUGAUUUAUCUUGUUCAAAACCCAUAUAUAUAAUGAUUGAUUCUAGACUAGAUCAAUACAUAGACCGAGCUAAAGUUUUGUAUUUCUUCUUUCACAAAGAAAAGGUUCUGGAUUUCUUGAAUUUUUUUUUUGGUUAGUUUGUGAAAACCAAGGUGGCAAGGUAGUUUGCGAACACAUUAUUGGAACUAAUGGAUAGACUCGGUCCAAUCCCGUCAAAAAUAAGUUAUCUACACUUCACUUCACGCGUUUAUAAAGUUGAAAUUUCUUUUAAUACUAUAAAAUUUAAUAAUCAGAGAAGUCUACAUCAAACGAAUAUUUACAUUUGUAGAUAGAUACUUUAUAUUCCCUUGCAAGUAGCAUAUAUAUAUAGUAGUCACACGUAUAUGACAAAACAAAUAGCAUG